UGGGCGCUGGAUGCUGCACCGGAGACGCCGGAGGAGCUCCGCGGCGGGGGCUACACCGCGGUGAGUCCGCGGCGCUCCGCUGACAGGACAGCGGCGAGGAGGUGUCUCAGGGCCCCUGCGGCAGCGGGAGGAGAGGCUGGCGCGGUCCCGGUACAUGGGAUGAAGGGAGCCUGACACCUGUCUGGAGAGGAGACCCCAGCCUCUGUGGAGCUGCCCACCAUGAGCAGGACACUGCUGGCAGGCAGGAUGCAGCCAGAGAUCCGGAGCGUCUGCGUCUUCCUGCCAACCCGUGAGCAGCUCAGCCUGGCAGUUGGGGUCAAAGCCACUGGACUGGAGCUCUUUCAGCAAGUUUGUGAUUUAGUGAAGAUUAAAGAGUCUCACUUCUUUGGCCUCAGCAUUGUUAAAAAUAAUGAAUAUGUUUUUAUAGACCUGGAGCAGAAGCUUAGCAAAUACUUUUCAAAGGAAUGGAAGAAAGAGACCACCAAAGGGACAGAGAAAUUCAGCCCUCCAUUUGUUGCGUUCUUUAGAGUACAAUACUACGUAGAAAAUGGAAGAGUAAUAGGCGAUAAGGUGGCACGGCAGCUCUACUACUGCCAUCUCAAAGAGCAAGUACUUAUGUCUCAUUGCAACCACAAAGAAGAAAUCUACUUCUUGCUGGCUGCCUACAGCUUACAGGCAGACUUGGGCAACUACAGAGAGAAGCUCCAUGCUGGCAAAUAUUUUGAACCUCAGGCUUAUUUCCCACAAUGGAUAAUUGCAAAGAGGGGGAGCGACUACAUCUUGAAACAUGCCCCAGAGAUGCACCGAGAACAGCAAGGGCUGAGUGCUAAGGAAGCAGUGCUGAAGUUCAUUAAGGAGUCCUGCCUACUGGAAGAUGUGCCCGUGCACUUCUACAGGCUGCAGAAGGAUAAGAAGGAGGAUCGACCGACAGUUAUCCUGGGCCUGACCCUGAGAGGAAUGCACAUCUAUCAGGAGGUGAAUCACGUUCGCCAGCUCCUCUACGACUUUCCCUGGUCACACAUCGGGAAGCUGGCCUUUCUGGGGAAAAAAUUUGAAAUCCAGCCAGAUGGUUUGCCCUCUGCACGGAAACUGGUUUACUACACGGGUUGCCCCUUCAGGUCACGCCAUUUGCUGCAGCUACUCAGCAACAGCCACCGGCUCUUUCUGAAUAUUCAGCCAGUUUUGAAGCAGAUCCAAAAACUGGAGGAGGCUGAAGAGAAGAAGCGCUACCGGGAGUCCUAUAUCAGCGACACUCUAGACAUGGACCUGGACCCAUGUGACAAGAACUCCCAUGGCAGCGGGAGCAGUGGUGGCAGCCGCAGGGAUAACCGCCUCUCGCGCCAGUCCACUGGGAGUCAUGGCAGCUCCCACACCUCGGGCAUUGAGGCUGACUCCAGGCACCGCGUGUCUGUGGAAAUGUCUGUGGAUGAGCCCUUCAGCACUGACCACAUGCAUAGGAAAAAGAAAUCCUGCAGCUCAACCAUCAGCUACGGUAGCUCUGGCAUUGACAGUGGCAGCAAAGGGCAGGCUGAAGAUGACACUCAGGAUGAUGAGCUUGAGCUGGCAGUAGAUGAGCCAGAGGAGAUGCCUGUAGAUGAGCCUUUAGAGGGAGACCAGUUAGAGGAGGCCACUGUGGGAGAAUCUGUUGAAUCCCUGCCUCUAGAUGCUGCUAGCUGCCAAGCUAUAAAUCAGGAAUCUCUAUCCGUGGUGCAAGUCACACUAAUCAAAAUGAGAGGCCAAAGUGUGGAAUCCCUUCACCAGGUCAGAUCGCCCAAAAGCCGGAGCUGCAUGGACCAGCACAGCCAGAGUUUGGAUGACAUCCGUUUGUACAAGCGCCGGCACCCAUCACUAAGUGCCACGCUGUCUUCAGACACGUCCCACAGCUACACCUUCGGCUGCAGCCUUGAGGAUAAGCUGUCUCUCUAUGGCUGUGUGUAUUCCACAGCAGACUGCAAAACCAAGUCUGCCCUUUACGGGAAGCGAUCCAUGAACUGCCUCUCCUUGGAUCUUCUGGGAGAGGACCAGCUCCCAGAGGAGUUUGUGGUGUAAUGAGAUUGGAGCCCUUCCAUACCACGAAACAGCUCAUCAUGGCAAUAUAUACCUCAUUAACAUCUCUCUUGCAGGAGAUGGUGAGCGGCUUCGUUAUUCAGUUCUGUAUCAGCAAGUGGCAUCGCUUCUGCAGUCCUGGCUACAGGGCAAAUCAGCUGGAGUGUAGCACUUAACACUGGCAUUGGUAGUGUCUGUCUGAGCAGAAAGUGGAAGUAAUCUGCACCCUUGUCAGGGACACAACCAGCACAAAAACCAAAAAACAGUGGACCAAAACUGACACUGAGCUAGUAAAGCAAACUUUCUCUAAAUGGAUUAAUCAGAAAUCUAAAGUUUGUCAUGUUCUUGCCUUUCUCUUGUGGUCCGUGUUUCUUAAUUUUAGUGUACAGACAGUUUGUCUUCAGUUUGUGCUGCUGCAACAUUGCUAACAGCUGUCAGGCCAGGAUAUACCCUUAGCACAUUGGAGGGCUGUGUAUGGAAGUGUCUGGCCUGUUUCAGUUGAAUGAACACAAGUUGCUUAUUCACUGCGCUGGGAGCAAGACCUGCUCUGCCAGGAGUUUCUUCUUCUUUUGUUGUUGCUAUUUUGUUGUAAGCAUCCAGCCAAAUACAAUAUGUGGUCUCUUUUUUUUUUUUUUUCUUUAUUGCAACAAAUGGAACUGACUGUCUACUACUGCUGUGAUGCAGA
Molecule: messenger RNA, 2731 nt
Organism: Onychostruthus taczanowskii (white-rumped snowfinch)
Lineage: Eukaryota; Metazoa; Chordata; Aves; Passeriformes; Passeridae
Gene: FRMD1
Product: FERM domain containing 1
Exons: 14
Coding region: 220-2049 (609 amino acids)
Biological process (GO): positive regulation of hippo signaling
Cellular component (GO): cytoskeleton; cytoplasmic side of apical plasma membrane
Source: RefSeq, a predicted model, not a curated record